Messenger RNA from Pipistrellus kuhlii (Kuhl's pipistrelle), 1169 nucleotides. It is a transcript of the gene CUNH1orf210, whose product is annotated as chromosome unknown C1orf210 homolog. The transcript has 3 exons. Bases 386 to 727 code for a protein of 113 amino acids. Lineage: Eukaryota; Metazoa; Chordata; Mammalia; Chiroptera; Vespertilionidae. The record is from RefSeq and is a predicted model, not a curated record.
GCUGAAGUGUCCGCCCCUUCUAGGGCCCAUAGGGCCACCCCUUCCUCUCAGGAUCCCAACAGCUCCAGCCCACCCCCCUCUCCCCAGGGAUGGGGGUGGGGGUGAGGCCUGGGCUGUCAGGUUCUCCGCAAAAGCAGGGGAAGAUGUAGUUAGUGAGCCUCCCCGUUGUGGGCGUUGCCUGCUGCCCUGCCCUCCGCCCUCCCCGGCAGCCUCUGCCCCACCGGCUGCGUCCCCAGGUGAGUCAGGCGCGGUGCUGGCCCGCCCACUAUCUGCAGGCCCAGCCGGAAGCUUCCUCCACCGGCUGUGCACAGUUCCUACAGGAUCUGUGCCCCAGGGCUGCCUGUCACCUGGGACCUGCUUGAAGCCAGUGUCUUCCAGCUACUCCAUGAGUGACACGAACCAGACCAUUGUGGGACCCUCGGGACUCCCCACGGUAUCAGCCAUGACCCCUGGGCCAGGCUCUGGGGCCCGGGCAUGGCCUGUGCUGGUGGGGGUUGUGUUGGGAGCUGUGGUCCUCUCUCUCCUCAUUGCGCUUGCUGCCAAAUGCCACCUCUGCCGCAAGUACCGCAUCAGCUACCAGCACCGCCCACUGCCCAGGACAAGGAAGGGGAUCUGUCCGGAGGCCGGUGAAGAUGAUGAUGAUGAUGGCUUCAUUGAGGACAAUUACAUUCAGCCUGGGGCCAGCGAGCUGGGGACAGAAGGUAGCAGGCACCAUUUCUCCCUCUGAACCCUGACCUUUGGACACCCCUGCCGGACAGCUUUAGAAUUGUAAAUACUAUAAUACAAUGAACCUCAGGGAUGGAGGUGGCUAGGAUUUAAGGGCUCACCAGGGAUUGAGCAAUUCUUCCAUCUCUGACACAAGCCACCAAAGUGACAAUGACCCUCUCUUGCUCAAUAACUCUCAAUGGCUCCCUGCUAUUCUCAGGAUAAAGCCUAUCAAGGACCUGACUAUGGAAAUGAGGCCUCUGUCCGUCUCUUGGUUUGCAUCCUUCCUGCUUAACUAGUUAUUAUUAUAUAUCAGUUGAUAAAACAUUUAGCAGACGAAAAUCAGUGUGCCAAGUUUCUUAUUGAAUUUUUUCCCCUAUCAAUAAAGUGUGUAAUCUAAAUAGUUAUAACAUAUUCUGUUUUUGACAGGUAUUAAUAAAUCUAUUUUUAUUUCCAAUAAAAAU